GUUCUAUGUCCAGCUGUCUCUUGCCUGAGACACAAGACUGCAUGUUACGACUUCCCACUAAUAGUGGAUCCUCCGUGUGCCGCUACAGAGAUGCUUCUGCCUACCAUGUUUACACUCGGGGUGUCCUCUGACGUCACAUGUCACAGUGAAAUAACUGGGACCAGCUUAAGACAGAAGGGAGUAGAGGAAAUCAGACGUUGCUGUCAACAGCGCGAGAAUGAUAACUUGAGAGAUUACUGCCUCCCUGCUAUGAAGAACCAACUCCCGGAUCACUACUACCUGAACUUUGUGAACAUGUGCACGGCCACUACAAAAUGUCAGUUGUCUUGGGUGCAGCACACUGCUGGUGAAGACUACGUAACAUUCAAGUUUGAAUGUGUGCACAAGGACACGGUGCUGCACAUCCAACAUGAUUCUACACACACAGGGCAGGAGGUGUACCUGUACAACGACCAACAUGACGGGGAGGCCCAUGCUAACUGUCUAGCAUACUCUCAUGGGUGUGACUCCCAUGUCAUAAUACAACUUGCUGCAACCCGAGUUGUGUCUGCCGCCUGCAGUGUGGACUUCACUGAUGGGGAUGUGUCAACCAGGUUGGACUGUAAGAACCCACCUGCAUCAAGAAACUGUUCCAGCGCAAUGUUUGAGAGCAAGUCGAACUAUGUUAACAUGUCAAUACUUAUGACAGUCGAUCCUGGACGUCAAGAAAAAGAGUUUCUGUGGUUGCGGGCGAAAGCGGAUACAGGGAAAAAUGUUACCGUCGUCUGUGGAGCCAACAUACCUUCAGAUGUGUCACUGAACUGCCCAACUGGAUCAACUACUACGACAUCAACUACUUCAACGUCUGCAUCCACUACUUCAACUUCUGCAUCCGCUACUACGACAUCAACUACUUCAACUACAACUACUGAUGUUUCUAAUACCAUUUCCACUACCACUACACAGACAGUGACCUGGAAUAAUGCCUCCAGCAAACACACACCAGUAGCGGUAACAUCAUCAGCUGGUGAGCCAUGCAACACACUACCCAUAGCACUGGGCGUAUCCGUGGCUGUUCUGAUCGUUGGCUUUGUUUCAGGUUGGAUAAUGUCGAGGUGUUUCUAUCAACGGAAGACAAGGAAGAAUGGUGCAGAUGUUUACAACACGACCUCAACUAUGGAAGAAGAACAUACAUACAGUACAGUCCGACCUACCAGCGCGCCAACAUAUGCUAACACCUCCUAUGAAUAUCACAAUCAAUAA
This is a messenger RNA of Haliotis rufescens (red abalone), 1242 nucleotides long. Its product is annotated as serine-rich adhesin for platelets-like. The transcript is spliced from 5 exons. NCBI's taxonomy places the organism in Eukaryota, Metazoa, Mollusca, Gastropoda, Lepetellida, Haliotidae. Bases 91 to 1242 code for a protein of 383 amino acids. The record is from RefSeq and is a predicted model, not a curated record.